Didymodactylos carnosus is the source of this 183-nucleotide messenger RNA. NCBI's taxonomy places the organism in Eukaryota, Metazoa, Rotifera, Eurotatoria, Philodinida, Philodinidae. The record is from the annotation of a GenBank genome assembly.
AUGGAAGAAACAUGCUUAAAUAAUCGAAUAAAUUUGAUACCACAAUCAUUAAUAAUUCAUAAAUUAUCAGGGAUAUGUAUAUUAUCUAAUGAUACUGCUAUUGUUGCUAGUACUGGUUGUGAAAUUGAAUUGACAUUAUUUAAAAAUAAUUUAAAAGAAGAUUUUGAUUUUGAAUAUUCUGAU